This is a messenger RNA of Globicephala melas (long-finned pilot whale), 4605 nucleotides long. RefSeq names its product family with sequence similarity 124 member A (gene FAM124A). NCBI's taxonomy places the organism in Eukaryota, Metazoa, Chordata, Mammalia, Artiodactyla, Delphinidae. The record is from RefSeq and is a predicted model, not a curated record.
GGCGCGGCGCGGGGUGGCUCUUGAGUUGUUUGCCGGAUCCCGGGCCGUGAGACGCUCAGAGGGAGCCCAGCCAGCUCGGGCUGGUCCGGGCUGCGCUGGGCGGCCCGGAGGGAGCCCGUCCCGGGUCACGCCGGCGCCCGCGAGCGGAGCGCGGCGGGGAACGCGCCAUGGACCCCAAGGCGGGUAGCGGCGAGGAGGAUGACUGCGUGGACUCGGGCGCAGAGACCGGAGGGUCUGACUACAGCCACAUGUCCUCCACCAGCAGUGAGCUCUCCGUGGAGGAAGCGCAGGACCCUUUCUUGGUCAGUGUCCACAUAAUCGCAGACCCAGGGGAAUCCCGACCCCUGCAGGAGGCCAUCGACAAGGUCUUGGCUUGGAUCCACCCAGACCUCCAGCUGUUCAGGGUCUCUGAGAGGAGGGCGUCCCGGCGGCGGAGGAAGGCCCCCAAGGUGGCGCAGCCAGCCCUGGCGGUGGUCCUCUUCCUGCAGGAGGAGUACGGCGAGGAGCAGAUCCUGCAGCUGCACCGCACGCUGCAGCGGCCGCCCUGGCGCCAUCACCACACGGAGCGCGUGCCUAGCAGGUUUCUGCCCUACCUGCCCUGCAGCCAGGAGUUCUUCACUCUGGCCCCGGGGACACCGCUGUGGGCCAUCCGGCCUGUGCACUACGGCAAGGAAAUCGUGCGCUUCACCAUCUACUGUCGCCAUGACAACUACGCCGACAUCCUCAAGUUCUAUGAGCUGAUACUCAGGCGGAGCCCCAGCCAGAGGAAAACGGACUUCUGCAUCUUCCCCAUUUUCUCCAGUCUGGAUGUGGACAUCCAGUUCUCCCUGAAGAGACUGCCCUGUGACCAGACCCCGGUCCCCACUGAUUCCUCCGUGCUGGAGUUCCGAGUCAAGGACAUUGGCGAGCUGGUGCCUCUCUUGCCCAACCCCUGCAGGCCCAUCAGCGAGGGACGCUGGCAGACGGAGGACCACGAUGGGAACAAGAUCCUUCUGCAGGCACAGAGGGUACGCAGGAAGUGCCCUAAACCCAGCAGAGCUCACCACGCCUCAGAGCAGAAGGCUGGGUCCACGCCUUCUCCGAGUGCCGCUGCACAGAGCCAGACCCCUGGCAGCGGCCCGCAGCCCCCGAUGGACACUUCAGACCUGGGGUUCGGCCAGACAGGCCUGCCUACCCGGCAGCCGCAGGACUUGGCCAGACCAGCCGGCAGCCCUCCCAGCCUCCCCUGGCCUUUCCAGAGAAGCAAGUCCUUGUUUUGUUUGCCCACGGGAGACCCCUCCCCGGCCUCCUCAGCUGAACCACUGUGCUUUGCAAACACAGACGGCCCGGGACAGAGGGCAUCGGAGCGGAGGCACGGCCACCUCCUCUCCAUCGAUGACUUAGAGGGGGCCCAGGAGACGGACGUGGACACGGGGCUGCGGCUCUCCUCCUCCGACCUGUCCGUGGUCUCUGCAUACUCUGCACCCAGCAGGUUCUGCAGCCCCGUGGAGACACUGCUCCCCUCCGAAAGAUGCAGCAGCCUCUGGUCAGAGCGCAGGGCUUCCAGAGAAGGACCCCUGCCCACUGGGGGCGGCGUGACCACAGAGGCCUCCUGGGCUGCCCUCCCUCUGUUCACCAACGGGCCUUCCAGCUCCUCGGCCACAGCUGUCACCACUUCCCCAGGUUCCGACACCUCCUGGCUCCCAGAGUCACCCCCAGAACUCCCUUACGAUGCUCCCGACGCCCAGCAGACUGGCAGAGGCGUCCUGCCACCCUCAGUGCUGGCCGGAGGCGCGGACAACGACGUGGAGGAGGAAUUCUACAUCUGAACACACCCGACUCUUGUCUUUCAGACCCACAGGCUCAGGUGCCCCUGCCCCUCUGGGGUCUGCACGCCACCCGUGUUCUCGGCCCCGCGUCCCCAGGUCCUCCGGAAUCUAAUUAUCUGUCUCACGGGGUCGUUAUUAGCACGUUUGACACACCACCCGUUACCUGCAAGGUGGUGGGCUCAGUGGAAAUAUACUGGGAUUUUUAUGCAAAUAAAUUCUCAACAAACUUAAGGCAUAAAAUAUAUGUUUUGAAUACUCAGUUCCAUUUGAGAUAUGGUUUGGUGCACUUAUUUAAAUGCUUCAUAUAAUUAUUUGAAAUGGAAAGAAAACCUAGUCAGCUGGAGUUGAUUUCACAAUUUUUCAUGCUGGGAAGGAAAAACAAUUAAAGCCAAAAAACGUUGAAUGUGAGAAAGAUUCCAAGUGACUUGUAUGAGAGAUUAGUGCGCAUAAUUCCACCUUACUGGAUUCUCCAUCUCUGUUUACCUUACCAGGGAGCAGUGGCCCUGAGAAUUUCCAGGUACCGUUACAGUGAAAGGAGUCAUUGUAGUGCAUUUAUAAUACGAUUUUGAGUUCCCAAAACUAGAUUUGCACACAUCUUUCAAACACAUUCACUGUAACAGCUGGGGGUCUACAGAAGACUCCGCUACCUAGAUUUGCCUGGAUCAAUGAGGAAGAAUCGUUCUUGGAGUUACAGAACAGUAGGUUAUUAGACAUAGUGGGUAUUCUUAAGUUGCUUCAAUUUUUAAAACCACAAUCCAAGGGCUAUACAUACACAGAUCUGUGCAAAUGACAGGAACCAUAUUUUGCACUGCUUUCUCCAGUAAACAUGCAUCAUCACACACCCUUUUUCAUGUUUAAAUAAUUCAUAACACUUUUAACUGGCAUUUUGAUUGCACAGGUUAAUAAAUGCACUCCCCUCUUCUCCAAGCGGGAAGCUUUACACAGAAUGCUGUCGUGAACCAACACUGCUGCACGCGUGCAUAGGAGCCUUAAUUAAAGCUGGAGCUCUAACCUGACCUUGGCCUUGCCCGCCAUUGCCUGCUUCUGCCACAGCGUGAACAGUAUUUAAAUCUCACCUCUCUCCCACUCCAGUAAGGGUAUGUUUACAAUUCCAGCCUCUACAGUGCCAAGUGCUGGCGUCGGGGACAACGCCGAGCUGUCCCUAGUUGCUGUAUACCUUUGGGGAAGAGCAUAGACUUGCCUGCCUUGCUUACGUCCCACUCUGGUGCUCCCUGCCUGAAUGACUCACGGCCCCGUUUACACCUCUCUGGAAGCGCCCACACCAGCCCAGACACAGCUUCAGAAUCCUCUUCAACACAGUCCUCCUGGCAGCCGUUACCAGCGAUCAGACUCGAGCUGAAGCCUCAAGUCUUUGCCAUCCCUGUAAUGAGAACCUUACCUCCUACCCCGAACAUCCCGCAUAUUCCAGGACUCCGAAUUACAAUAUUAUGCUCUGAUUUAAGUAAAUAAAAAUAUGGUCUUCUGGGAUUCCCUGGUGGCGCAGUGGUAGAGAGUCUGCCUGCCGAUGCAGGGGACACGGGUUCGUGCCCUGGUCCGGGAAGAUCCCACAUGCCACGGAGCGGCUGGGCCCGUGAGCCAUGGCCGCUGAGCCUGCGCGUCCGGAGCCUGUGCUCCGCAACGGGAGAGGCCACAGCAGUGAGAGGCCCGCGUACCGCAAAAAAAAAAAAAAAAAUAUGGUCUUCUAUAAUUCUAGACCAGGAGUGAGCAAACUUUUUUAAAGGGCUAAAUAAUAAAUACUUCCAGCUUUGCCAGCCGUACAGUCUCUGUCAUUAUAGUGUGAAAGCAGCCUAUGAUAUAUAAAUGAAUGGGAGCGGCUGAGUUCCAAGAAAAUUUAUUUUACAAGAACGGGUGGAGGGUCAGAUUUCGCCCAAAGGUCGUAGUUUGCCAACCCCUGUGCUAGACUGACAUUGAUUUGAGAUCUCAGCCACGGUCAACGAUAAAGAACAGAGGGUUGCAUCCCUCUGCUGCUGUGGUGCCCGAGACCAAGAAAAUACACUGUAGGGGCCACACUGGUGACUACAGAACCACAGGGCUCAGAGCAGCGUGGGGCUUCUUUCCGCAGAGAUGAUGCCUAGAAGGCCGUCCACCUGCUGCCCGGAAAUGUGACUCACAGACAGUAGCUGAUGAUGCAAAACAACGCGCUAAUCACUCAGGGUGCUGACGCAGCCCCAGGGAGCAGUAGACAAGCUCAGGAUAGCAAAAGUCACCAAGGCAUUCACGAGUAGACCCGCGGCCAGGUGACGGCUCCUCCUGUCUUCAUCCUCAUCAGUGCCCUUAGUUCAGAAUAUUCACACACACCCCCUACAGAUGCUUCAGAGCACAGCUCUGAUGCACUCUGCCCCCGUCCUUUCUCACCGACCCCUGCCUCAGCACAGUGUAGUCUACCAAACUGAGUGACCCCAAAAGAUGUCAGCAAACCCCUUCAAAAGCAGAAAAUGCAAGAUGCCCGCCAUAACACAAGGGGAGAAGGGGAGAGAAGCCCACCGCAGACCCCACUCAGAUGCUCCCCUCCCCACAGACGGCAGUCACUCUGAGGAGGAGUCACAGAGACACUACUGAGGGCAUCGCUCCCUUUUCUGACCUACCGCUAGCAUCGUCCUCAUCCAGGAGGGCUCCUGAUACCCACUGGUAGAUCCUGACUCUUUUGGAUUAUUAUUGUGAUAGAUGCUGGCAUACUGUAGGUGCUCAAUAAAUUUGUUCAAUUAAAAAAAAUUGAGGUUGUCUCAUAAAUUUAUUUUUCUCCUGGAUUUGGCUCUGUGAUGGAGGACAUCUAGAC